Messenger RNA from Brugia malayi, 1302 nucleotides. RefSeq lists its product as uncharacterized. Bases 1 to 1302 code for a protein of 433 amino acids. The record is from RefSeq and is a predicted model, not a curated record. Gene Ontology annotation, molecular function: glycerophospholipase activity. NCBI's taxonomy places the organism in Eukaryota, Metazoa, Nematoda, Chromadorea, Rhabditida, Onchocercidae. The transcript has 7 exons. Gene Ontology annotation, biological process: phospholipid metabolic process.
AUGAGAACAUAUAUUGUACUCAUUUUCAUUGUUGAGAGAAUUUUUUGCAAUAACACCAGACAGAGACUUAUUACGUUGUUGAGAACUGAUCAAAAAUUUCAUGAUCAAUGGGUACAUCUAAUCGAAUUACAACAUCGACAAGUACAUGGACAAAAUAUGGGUAGUGCACUGGAAGAAAUAACAGAUUUGAUGUUGAACUGUAUGCCUAAAUUAGAUCCUAAAUUGGAUCACAUAGAUUAUGUGUGUCCGACUGAUAUACAAUUGUACGCCGAAUUGGGUCAGCUAACACGAUAUUGUAAUGACAGUAUCAUGGAACUGAUUAAAGGUAGAGCGGAUUCAUGUCAGCAUGCCAGUUACACCAGUUCAUUUCCAUCAAUUGUAAAAUUUUUGAUGAAAUUCGUUCGAAAUCUAACAGUUAUUGAAACAUCAAAUGCGACGAAGCUUGGAAAUCAAACGCAAUAUUUAGUGGAACAAUUCAUGGAACACAGAAGUUGGCGAAAUAAGUGGAAGUUGAUUGUCAUAAUGCCAAACAUGGAGGAUGGCGAAUUGCGGGAGCCUGAGCAAUCUGCAGUUGAAGUAAUGAAGUCAAUUAAACUAUUAUAUGAAGUGAUACCACAACGGACGAUUUUAAUUGUGGUACGAAGUUCCACUCUACAACUAUGGCAAGAUGCAUCUAAUGCGCAUCGUGCAUGUCAAACAUUGCUGGAACCGUGGAAGCUUUAUAAAAACCUGAAUCCGGUUUCCAUUUGGGAUCAAGUAGAAAAAAUUUGCGGAUUACAUUUUCAAAGUUCAUUAUUUACUGUACAGAUUUUACCGCUCUUGAAAGAUGCCUCAUUACCUUUCUUAUCUGGCUCGAGUCAGAUAGACUUAUCCUUGCUUGGCCAUGACUGUGUACAUUUAUCACCACGUGGUUUAUCUCUCCUUCACAUAGCAGUAUGGAAUGCGAUAUUAACGAGACUACCUGAUCGAUCGCAAACAUUCAAUUUCUCUCUGGAACGACCCCUUUGCGUUGAUCCACAGUGUCCAUUCAUUCGUACUACUAAAAAUAGUGCUUUCUGUAUUUGGAAUCAUCAAAAAAUAAAUGAACAUGGUCGUCGUUCAGAGCAACUGAUUGCGAUCAGUAUAUUAAUCAUAGCGACAAUAUUAUUUAUUAUAAUUCUUGGUAUCAUGUGUUGCUUUAGAAGAUAUGAUAAUAAAGUUAAUGAAGUAGCAGAAAAUCUUUCCAAAAAGCCACCGGUAGGAGUUGACUGGACCUCAUGGAAAUAUAUAGAUGAGGACAGCAGUGUAUCUUAUAAAUCCUAG